Molecule: messenger RNA, 1230 nt
Organism: Trichoderma virens Gv29-8
Lineage: Eukaryota; Fungi; Ascomycota; Sordariomycetes; Hypocreales; Hypocreaceae
Exons: 3
Coding region: 40-1098 (352 amino acids)
Biological process (GO): DNA-templated DNA replication; DNA repair
Cellular component (GO): Rad17 RFC-like complex; Elg1 RFC-like complex; Ctf18 RFC-like complex
Molecular function (GO): ATP hydrolysis activity; DNA clamp loader activity; DNA binding
Source: RefSeq, a predicted model, not a curated record
UUCAAUUCAAUAAGCACCCCAAUCUCAACAGCCAACGCAAUGGCUCUCAUCGUCGACAAGCAUCGCCCGCGGUCCCUCGAGGCUCUGUCAUAUCACCAUGAGCUUUCUGAGAGACUCCAAUCUCUCGCGCAAAGCGGUGACUUCCCCCAUCUCCUAGUCUACGGCCCUUCAGGAGCCGGAAAGAAGACAAGAAUAGUGGCAACGCUGAAGGAACUGUACGGCCCCGGCGUGGAGAAGAUCAAGAUCGACGCACGAGUGUUCCAGACGUCUAGCAACCGAAAGCUCGAGUUCAACAUUGUCGCCUCAAACUACCACUUGGAAAUCACACCAUCCGACGUAGGGCAAUAUGAUCGAGUUGUCGUGCAGGAUCUUUUGAAAGAGGUGGCACAGACGCAGCAGGUGGACCAGUCAGCGAAGCAGCGAUUCAAAGUCGUCGUCAUCAAUGAAGCAGACCACCUCACCAGAGACGCCCAGGCUGCCCUUCGUCGCACCAUGGAAAAAUACUCUCCAAACCUGCGUCUAAUUCUGUUGGCCAACUCAACAGCCAACAUCAUCGCGCCUAUUCGUUCAAGAACUUUGCUUGUCAGAGUUGCCGCCCCAACACAUGCGGAAAUCUGCGACGUCCUGGCGCAAUCGGCAAAGAAAGAGAAUUGGGAAGUUGUCAAAGGACUCCAUCAGCGCAUAGCCGAGGAGAGUGGAAGAAAUCUUCGCCGCGCGCUACUGAUGUAUGAAGCGGUUCACGCUCAGAACGAGAAAGUAACAGACAGCACACCGAUUCCACCAGCAGAUUGGGAAGCGCUCGUCGGACAGAUCGCCAAGGAGAUCAUAGAAGAACACACGCCAGCGAGGAUCUUGCAAGUGCGCGCCAAACUGUAUGAUCUCCUAACACAUUGCAUCCCACCAACAACAAUUCUCAAGACCCUUACCUUCAAGCUAUUGGGUCUCAUUGACGAUGGGCUAAAGGGGGAGGUUAUAAAGUGGUCCGCCUUUUACGAGCACCGAAUCAAGACUGGCACCAAGGUUAUCUUUCACCUGGAAGCGUUUGUGGCGAAAUUUAUGCGCAUUUUGGAAAUGUACCUCAUGAGCAUGGACAUGUAGGCAGUUGCACUGAUUGGUCAUGACGGCGUCUGGAGUAUUCCAAAAAAUAAUCGAAAGGAAGCUUUGUUCUUAGGGCCCUUUAAUUUUACCAAUGUGUUAUUCGUUGGCUCGGGAUGUUCCCCGGUCAAAGCU